AUGUACCUUCCCAGUACAAAUAAUGCCACCACUACUUCCAGCACUCCCAAAGCAAUUGCAAACCCUUGCAUUUGGACCGGUAUUUCAUGCAAUGCUGCUGGAAGUGUCAACAGGAUAAACCUUACCAAUUCUAGUAUACAAGGUACGCUACAUGAAUUCUCAUUCUUGUCAUUCCCUAAUCUUAUGUAUCUAAACCUCAGCUCAAAUAAACUCUUUGAUGUCAUACCACCUGGAAUUAGUUCCCUCUCCAAACUCAUUUAUCUUGAUCUAUCUGUAAAUCAAUUUUCUGGAGAAAUCCCGCCAGAAAUAGGUCUUCUAAGAAGUCUCACAUUUCUCUAUCUCGAUAGAAAUAAUAUUUCCGGCACUACUCCUAUGGAGAUAGGAAACUUGAAAUCAUUGGUGGGUCUGCAGUUAAGCACCAAUCAUCUCAGUGGUUCAAUUCCAACAACGUUGGGUAUUUUGACCAACCUUACCACUCUCUAUCUCCAUUCAAAUAAUCUUUCUGGCACUAUUCCUAUGGAGAUAGGAAACUUGAAAUCAUUGGUGGGUCUAGACUUGAGCACCAAUCAACUCAGUGGUUCAAUUCCGACAACAUUGGGUGAUCUGACCAACCUUAACAUUCUUUAUCUCCAUUCAAAUAAUCUUUCUGGCACUAUUCCUAUGGAGAUAGGAAAUCUGAAAUCAUUGUUGGAUCUAAGGUUGAGCACCAAUCAACUCAGUGGUCCAAUUCCGACAACACUGGAGAAUCUGACCAAUCUUACUAUUCUCUCUCUCUUCUCCAAUAAUCUUUCUGGAACUAUUCCCACGGGGAUAGGAAAUAACCAGAAGUUGAUAAAAUUAUUCUUGGGUUCAAACCAAUUUUCUGGUUAUUUGCCCCAAAACAUUUGUCAAGGUGGAUCCCUCACACACUUUACAGCAGGCAAUAACCAUCUAAUUGGUCCAAUCCCAAAAAGCUUGGAAACCUGCACGAGCUUAUUUAGAGUCCGUCUUGAUGGGAACCAAUUUACAGGCAACAUAUCAAAGCACUUUGGUGUUUAUCCAAAUUUGAAUUUUAUAGAUUUGAGCCAUAAUAGAUUUUAUGGUGAACUUUCAAAAAAUUGGGGACUGUGCCAAAAUUUAGCGGCCCUACGAUUUGCGGUAAACAACCUUUCUGGUCCAUUACCACCAGAGAUUGGAAACGCAACCCGAAUUCAAGAGCUUGAUCUUUCUUCAAAUCAAUUAGAAGGGGCGAUUCCAAAGGAGUUCGAGAGAUUGACUUCACUACUGAAGCUUAAGUUGGAUGGCAAUCAACUUUCGGGUCGUGUCCCUUCAGAGUUUAGAUCAUUGACUGAUCUAGAAUAUCUUGAUCUCUCAGCAAACAAAUUUGAUGAUUCAAUUCCAAGCUUUGUAGGUGACCUUCUCAAGUUAAAUUACUUGAAUUUGAGUAACAACAAGUUCAGUCAAGCAAUUCCAUUUCAAUUGGGGAAGUUAUUUCAUUUGUCUCAACUAGAUUUGAGUUUUAACGCAGUUGAAGGUCAAAUACCAUCAGAUAUUGGGAAUAUGCAGAGUCUGGAGAUACUUAAUAUAUCCCACAACAAUAUUUCUGGUUUCAUUCCGACAAGUUUUGAAAACAUGCGUGGGUUGUCGAAUGUAGACAUAUCCAACAAUGACUUGGAAGGUUCACUUCCCAAUAACAAAGCAUUUCAAGCUGCUACUCAAGAAGCAUUGCAAUGGAACAAGGGCUUGUGUGGCAGCACACGAUUUUUGCAACCCUGCAAUAAACAAAUCCUUAAAAAGGACCAUAAACUCGUAUUUAUGAUAAUCUUCCCUAUUCUGGGUGCAUCUGCGCUUCUAGCCUGUAUAUUUACAUUAGUAGCAAAAAGGAAAAAGAAACAUCAACAUGGAGAAAAAACCAAUAUGAAUGAUGAAAUUUCUUUUUCAAUAUUAAAGUUUGAUGGAAAGACAAUGUUUGAGGAGAUCGUACGGGCAACAGAAGAUUUUGAUCCCAUGUAUUGCAUAGGGCAGGGAGAACAUGGAAGUGUCUACAAAGCAACUCUGUCAUCCACUUACACAGUGGCUGUGAAGAAACUCCAUUUGCUAUGCGAUGAGGACAAGAAUAUUCAGAAGGCUUUCUUGAAUGAAAUUAGGGCACUAAUUGAGAUGCGUCACCGAAAUAUUGUGAAGCUUUAUGGUUUCUGUUCACAUAGGCUACACUCAUUUUUGGUGUAUGAUUAUGUGGAAAAGGGUAGUUUAGCCACAAUGUUGAGCAAAGAUGAGGAAGCUAAAGAACUAGGGUGGAGUAAAAGGGUGAAUAUAGUUAAAGGUGUUGCUCAUGCCUUGUGUUACAUGCAUCACGAUUGUUUACCACCGAUUGUGCAUCGGGACAUAUCGAGCAAGAACAUUUUGCUAGAUGAUGAAUGUGAGGCCUGUGUUUCAGACUUUGGCACUGCUAAGUUCUUAAACCCGGACUCAGAUAAUUGGAGUGCCCUUGCAGGCACAUAUGGAUAUGUUGCACCAGAGCUUGCCUAUACCAUGGAAGUGAAUGAGAAGUGUGAUGUUUAUAGCUUUGGAGUGGUGACAUUGGAGACAGUUAUGGGAAGACAUCCGGGAGAUCUUCCCUCAUCUCUAUCUUCGGGGGCGUGUUCAUCAUCGUCCACUGCAUUACCAGCCCAUCAAUUGCCAGUUGUGGAUGUUUUGGACCAACGCAUUUCCCCUCCUACACGUGAAGUUGCAGGAGAAGUUGUCUCUGUUUUGAAGGUGGCAUUUGCAUGCCUGAAUUCCAGUCCUCAAGCUCGUCCAACCAUGAAGCAAGUUUCUCAACACCUCUCGACUAAAAGACUGCAUUUGUCAGAUCCAACAGCUAUGAUAACAUGCGGUGAAUUGCUUGCUUCUAAUGGUUUCACUGCCUCAUGA
This is a messenger RNA of Rosa chinensis, 2892 nucleotides long. Its product is annotated as MDIS1-interacting receptor like kinase 2. Gene Ontology annotation, molecular function: protein kinase activity; ATP binding; protein binding. The record is from RefSeq and is a predicted model, not a curated record. The transcript has 2 exons. The coding region runs from base 1 to 2892 and encodes 963 amino acids. NCBI's taxonomy places the organism in Eukaryota, Viridiplantae, Streptophyta, Magnoliopsida, Rosales, Rosaceae. Gene Ontology annotation, biological process: protein phosphorylation.